Molecule: messenger RNA, 34200 nt
Organism: Coregonus sp. 'balchen'
Lineage: Eukaryota; Metazoa; Chordata; Actinopteri; Salmoniformes; Salmonidae
Source: the annotation of a GenBank genome assembly
GUGUCGUGUGGCGUGCCCACUGCGCCGCUGAAUGGAGGUGUGCAGGCGGUUGAUUACUCCGUUGGCACACGUUUAACCUACUUCUGCAACAAUGGCUUCAGGCUGUCCUCCAAGGAUCUCACCACCACCGUCUGCCAGUCCGAUGGCACAUGGAGCAACCACAACAAAAUACCCCGCUGCACAGGUAGGAGGGGAGAGGAGAUGUCCUGCUGCUGGUACAGUACCAGCCUGUCUGUCUGCUUCCUUCUCUCUACACAGUACACUACAGUACCAGCCUGUCUGUCUGCUUCCUUCUCUCUACACAGUACACUACAGUACCAGCUUCCUUGUGAACACAGAUAAAAUAAAUGAGUCAAGGUGGCAACAGUAAGGAACUUGGAGUACUCCACAGAUGUGUGAAAGUAGAUGAAUGCAUGCCACUUUAAAGCAUCAAACAAUAGAACUGGGUCUGUAUGUCAGGGAUGUCAUGUCAGGGAUGUCAGGGAUGUCAUGUCAGGGAUGUCAUGUCGGGGAUGUCAUGUCGGGGAUAUCAUUUCAGGGAUGUCAUGUCGGGGAUGGCAUGUCGGGGAUGUCAUGUCGGGGAUGUCAUGUCGGGGAUGUCAUGUCGGGGAUGUCAUGUCAGGGAUGUCAUGUCGGCGAUGUCAUGUCGGGUUCAUUCUUGUUUUGUCAAGUAAAGAAAUAAAGAGCACAGAGGUGCUGACUAAUGGAAGAUAAAUUAAACUGUAUUCCUUUUUGGUGAAGUGCUGACUAAUGGAAGAUAAAUUAAACUCUAUUCCUUUUUGGCGAGGUGCUGACUAAUGGAAGAUAGACUAAACUGUACCCCUUUUGGCGAGGUGCUGACUAAUGGAAGAUACAUUAAACCUGUAUUCCUUUUUGGCGAGGUGCUGACUAAUGGAAGAUAAAUUAAACUGUAUCCCUUUUGGUGAAGUGCUGACUAAUGGAAGAUAAAUUAAACUGUAUUCCUUUUUGGCGAGGUGCUGACUAAUGGAAGAUAAAUUAAACUGUAUUCCUUUUUGGCGAGGUGCUGACUAAAUGGAAGAUAACUUAAACUGGUAAUCCCUUUUGGUGAGGCUGACUAAUGGAAGAUAAAUUAAAAAACUGUUUCCUUUUUGGCUGAGGUUGCUUGACUAAUGGAAGAUAAAUUAAACGUGUAGCCCUUUUGGUGAAGUGCUGACUAAUGGAAGAUAGACUAAACUGUACUCCUUUUGGCGAGGUGCUGACUAAUGGAAGAUAAAUUAAACUGUAUCCCUUUUGGCGAGGUGCUGACUAAUGGAAGAUAAAUUAAACUGUAUCCCUUUUGGCGAGGUGCGGAACUAAUUGGAGGAUAAAUGAAACUGGAUCCCUUUUGGGCGAGGUGCUGACUAAUGGAAGAAUACAUUCAAACUGUAUCCCGUUUGGGGCCGAGGUGCUGACUAAAUGGAAUAUACAUUAAACUGUAUCCCUUUUGGCGAGGUGCUGACUAAUGGAAGAUACAUUAAACUGUAUCCCUUUUGGCGAAGUGCUGACUAAUGGAAGAUAGACUAAACUGGCGUCUCUCCUAGUUUCCGUAGUAUUUGACCAAAACUCCUGUUCUAUUGUUGUGUGUGUGGUCCCACAUUGCUCUAAUGUGAAAUGAUGAAACAAUAGAAUUGGGUCCAUAUAUUUACACGAUCAUGUGUGUUCUUGUUUCUUUGCUGUAUUCUUUGUAUAUACAUUUUUGGGUCUUGUCUGGGUUACUGUUAAAGCACUUUGUGACAACUGCUGUUGUAAAAAGGACAUUCUAAGGAAAUAUGAUUAAUUGAUGUGAUUGAAUGAAUAUUUAUCGUGUCCCACAGAGGUGGUGUGCCCCAGUCUGGGAUCUUUCUCCAUGUGUCACGGAUUCAGCCGAGGCUGCUCCUCCUCCUUGCUCGGGCAGGCUUCGGUGUCCGUCGUCCCCGGAGUACUAGCUACUGCCGAUCGAUGUUUCGGUGUUUGUCUUGUUUUGUCUUUAUUGUUUACACCUGUUUCCCAUUAUGUUGAAUUGUAUUCCCUAUAUUACCCCCUGUGUGUGCGAUUGUUCUUUGUCAUUCCGGCAGUUGCUUUGUGUACGGGUAUUGUGUUUUCCUCCCUGUUUGGAGGUUUGUUGUUUUUGUACGUUAUUUACUGUGUUCAGUAAAAUUACGUUGCCAGCCGCUCUGUUCGCUGACCGCAUACACGUCGCGUGACAGAAUCACACACCAAGACAUGGAGUCAGCAGGAGCGGCGGUGCCAGCUGGAUCAAUGGAGGAGCGCGUAGCACAACAAGCGGCCAUGAUCCAGGCUCUCGGCACCGCCAUGGAACGGGUGGUGAACACCAUGGAGCGAUGGGAAAGAGGAGGUUUGCCCACACCUCCUCCGACGAUACCACCACCAUCAGCUAUACCCAUCGCUUCACCUCCGGGGUCCAGUGGGAUUCGGCUCUCACUCCCGAGGGCUUAUGAUGGCACAGCGGCCGUGUGUCAGGGUUUCCUGCUCCAAGUGGAACUCUACCUGGCAACCAUCCACCCGGUGCCCUUGGGAUACGAGAGCGUGUCCGCCCUCAUCUCCUGUCUGUCCGGCAAGGCGCUGGAGUGGGCCAACGCCGAGUGGGGGGGAAUAGACACCGCUACAGUCAACUAUGCGGAGUUCCUACGCCACUUCAGGGCGGUGUUCGAUCAUCCCCCAGAGGGGAAGGCGGCGGGUGAGCGUCUGUUCCACCUCAGACAGGGGAAGAGGAGCGCGCAGGAGUUCACACUGGACUUCCGGACUGCGGGAUGGAAUGAGAGGGCCCUCAUCGACCACUACAGGUGCAGCCUGAGGGAGGACGUGCGUCGGGAAUUGGCCUGCAGGGACACCAACCUAAGCUUCGAUCAGCUGGUGGACAUGUCGAUUUGCCUAGAUACCCUGUUGGCUACCCGCAGGACGUCCGGAGUCGGGCCGUCCAUUCCAUCCCCCAGCACUUCCAAGCCGAGCCCUAUGGAGCUCGGGGGUGCUGGUGCUAGGGAUCCCAGGAGAGAGACCAGGAGAGAGGCCGUCCCCUGCACCAACUGUGGCCGCAGAGGACACACUGUGGGUCGGUGCUAGGGAGGGUCUCCUAGGAAUCGAGGCAGUAGGCAGCGCACUGAUGAGUCAUUCCAGGUGAGUAAGCACCCAACUCACCCAGAGCACUCUGUUGCACAUAUGUGUAUUAAAGUUGUGUUUCCCGAGGUUUCUCCUCACUCCCAGCAUAAGGCGCUAGUAGAUUCAGGCGCAGCUGGGAAUUUUAUCGAUCGCCGGUUCACGUAUAAGUUAGGGAUUCCUAUUGUACCAGUUGAUGUGCCGUUCCCCAUCCAUGCCCUAGAUAGCCGCCCUUUGGGGUCGGGAUUGUUUAGGGAGGUCACAGCGCCACUUAAGAUGAAGAUGCAGGAGGGCCAUGAGGAGAUUAUACGGUUAUAUUUUAUUGACUCUCCUGCGUUUCCCGUGGUGUUGGGGCUUCCCUGGUUAACAUCUCAUGACCCCAACAUUUCAUGGCAACAGAGGGCUCUCAAGGGAUGGUCUGAUCAGUGUGUCGGGCGGUGUGUAGGUGUUUCUGUAGGGGCAAUGACGGUGGAAAGCCCGAACCAAGUUCCCACCAUGCACAUUCCUCCUUAGUAUGCCGAUCUGUAAAAAGAGGGCGAUUCAAUUACCACCUCAUCGACAGGGGGAUUGUGCGAUAGACCUCCAGGUAGGCGCUGCGCUUCCUCGUAGUCAUGUGUAUCCUCUGUCUCAGGAGGAGACGGCGGCUAUGGAGACAUACGUCGCCGAAUCUCUGAGACAGGGAUACAUACGAUCGUCCACUUCCCCUGCGUCCUCGAGUUUCUUUUUUGUGAAGAAGAAGGAUGGGGGUUUACGCCCGUGUAUUGAUUAACAUGGUCUCAAUCAGAUUACAAUCAAAUACAGCUAUCCUCUCCCUCUGAUUGCUAGUAUGACGGAGUCAUUACACGGGGCGCGAUUCUUCACAAAAUUGGAUCUCAGGGGCGCGUACAACCUGGUGCGCAUUAGGGAGGGAGAUGAGUGGAAGACAGCAUUCAGUACCACCUCGGGUCACUAUGAGUACCUCGUCAUGCCAUACGGUUUAAUGAAUGCUCCUUCAGUCUUCCAAUCGUUUGUGGACGAGAUUUUCCGGGAUUUGCAUGGACAGGGUGUAGUGGUGUAUAUUGAUGACAUUCUAAUAUACUCCGCUACACAAGCCGAGCAUGUGUCCCUGGUGCGUCGGGUGCUUGGUAGACUGUUGGAGCAUGACCUGUAUGCGAAGGCGGAGAAAUGCCUGUUCUUCCAGGAGUCCAUCUCCUUCCUGGGACAUCGGUUGUCCGCGUCAGGGGUGGAGAUGGAGAUUGACCGCGUUUCAGCCGUGCGUAAUUGGCAGACUCCCAUCACGGUGAAGGAGGUGCAGCGGUUUUUGGGUUUUGCCAAUUACUACCGGAGGUUUAUCUGGGGCUUUGGACAGGUAGCAGCUCCCAUCACCUCCCUGCUAAAGGGGGGCCCGGUGCGUCUGCAGUGGUCGGCUGAGGGAGACAGGGCGUUUAGACGUCUGAAGGACCUGUUCACCUCGGCUCCGGUGCUGGCACAUCCGGAUCCCUCUUUGGCGUUCCAAGUUGAGGUGGAUGAGUCCAAGGCGGGGAUCAGUGCUAUACUGUCUCAGCGCUCAGGCACGCCACCAAAACUCCGCCCUGCGCUUUCUAUUCUAAGAAGCUCAGUCCGGCGGAGAGAAAUUAUGACGUGGGGGGACAGGGAGCUGCUAGCGGUGGUUCAAGCCCUGAAGGUGUGGAGGCAUUGGCUUGAGGGGGCUAAACACCCUUUUCUCAUUCUGACUGACCAUCGUAACCUGGAGUACAUCCUGGCAGCGAGGAGACUGAACCCUCGCCAGGCUAGGUGGGCCAUGUUUCUUACCCGAUUUGUAUUUAAGCUCACUUAUAUACCAGGGUCACAGAACGCUAAGGCAGACGCCCUGUCCCAACGAUAUGACACAGAGGAGAGGUCCAUUGAGCCCACUCCCAUACUUCCGGAGUCGUGUCUGGUGGCACCGGUGGUGUGGGAGGUCGAUGCGGACAUCGAGCAGGCGUUACGUGCCGACCCUACUCCCCCACAGUGUCCAGAGGGACGGAAGUACGUCCUGCUCGAGGUUCGUGAUCGACUGAUAUAUUGGGCUCACACGUCACCCUCCUCUGGUCAUCCUGGUAUUGGUUGGACAGUGCACUGCCUUAGUGGGAUGUACUGGUGGCCCACUUUAGCUAGGGACGUGAGGGAUUACGUUUCCUCCUGCUCGGUGUGCGCCCAGUGUAAGGCGCCUAGACACCUGCCCAGAGGGAAGUUACAACCCCUACCCGUUCCACAACGGCCGUGGUCUCACCUAUCGGUGGAUUUUGUCAUGGACCUUCCCCCCUCCCAGGGGAACACUACGAUCUUGGUCAUUGUAGAUCGGUUUUCUAAGGCUUUCUAAGGUUUUCUACUCCCUGUCUCUCAUUGGUUAUUGUGUGUGAUUGUUCUUUGUCAUUCCGGCAGUUGCUUUGUGUACGGGUAUUGUGUUUUCCUCCCUGUUUGGAGGUUUGUUGUUUUUGUACGUUAUUUACUGUGUUCAGUAAAAGUACGUUGCCAGCCGCUCUGUGUCCUGCGUUUGACUUCGCUGACCGCAUACACGUCGCGUGACACCAUGGACCAUGGGUUUACUAUUCUUGUGUUUGUAGUCCCACAGUGGUGGUAUAUGAAGGGUUACAUUUCCCUAGCCCCAUCCCUCAGCUAUACACCAAAAUAAGUGGUGGAGCUGCCAUUUCUUGUUUUUUCCAAUCCCAGACUGUAGCUUUAAUAUGUUGGUUUCUUCUUGUGUUUGUGGUCUCACAGUGGUGGUGUGCCCCAGUCUGGGCUCCUUCUCUCUGGACCACGGGAAGUGGACGAUCAUCAACGGUUCCAGUUAUGAGUUCAGAACCAAGAUCAUCUUCAGCUGUAACCCGGGUUACUACCGGGUCGGCCCCGCUCACAUCCAGUGCAUGGCCAAUGGGGCGUGGAGCUGGCGGAACGAACGACCUCGAUGCAGAAGUGGGUGGUGACGUUUUAGAACUGCUCCAGUCUUGAUGAAGUCUUUGUUGUAUAGAUCUUUCUAUGUUGUCAUGGGAACUAUUGUAGGACAGCCUUGAAUAGAUUCAGAUAUUUUUGCCUUUAAAUAGGGUGUGUGUGGGGGGGGUGAGAGUAUUGAAUAAAUAUUGAGCCAUUCAGUAAUGUCCUCCCCUGUCUUUCUCUCUCUCUCUCUGCGCUCCCCUGUCUAACUCUCUCUCUCUGUUCUCCCCUGUGUAUCUCUCUCUCUCUCUCUCUCUCUCUCUCUCUCUGCUCUCCCCCAUCUGUCUCUCUCUCUCUGCUCUCCCCCAUCUGUCUUCUUCUCUCUGCUGGUACCCCGUCUGUGAGAGCAGGAGCUAGUAAGGAGGAGAGAUAAGACGUGAGGGCGAUAAGCUGUUCCGGCUGGUGUGGGCGAACCCCUGGAGGGGCGAGAGUCUUGGCGCUCCCAACGGCGGGGUCUCUCUCUGUGCGGCUAUCCACUGUAUCGCGCUCUUGACUCUUCCCAACUGGGGGGAGCGCGAGCGAGCUGGGCGAGGACCCCCAGCGGGAGAGCCGAGAGCGCGAUCGCCCCCGCAGCGCGAGAGGCGCGCGAUCGAGCGAGCGCGGGCGGGGGCCAGGGCGGCGGAGAGGCAAAGGGCCUCCAACGUUCUACUCUCUCUCUCUAUCUCUCUCUCUCUCUCUCUCUCUCUCUCUCUCCUCUGUGCUCUCCCCCAUCUGUAUCUCGCUCUCUGCCUUCUCCCCAUUGUCUCUUUCCAUCUAUCUGCUUUCCCCCGUAGUUCUGUCUCUUCUCUUUGCUAUCCCAGUAUUUUUCUGUUUCUCUCAUCUCUCUUGCUCACCCCUGUCUGUUCCUCUCUAUCUGCUCUCCCCCGUCAUGUACUCUCUCUCUCUGCUCUCCAAUGUAUCUUCUCAUGAUCUCCACUUGGGGGAAGAGAGAGGCGAGCGGAGAGAAAAAAAAGAGGGGCGAGAAGAGAGAGAGAGCGAAAAAGACGGAGAGAGAGAGAGAGGAGAGAGCGAGAGAGAGGGAGGGGGGCAAAGAAGGGAAGGGGAGGGAGGAGAGAAGAAAGGGAAAAAGGAGAGAGCGAGCAGAGAGAGAGAGAGAGAGAGAGAGAGAGAGAGAGAGACUCUUACUCUCUCUAUACGCGCUCUUCUCUCUCUCGCUCAUCUCUCUCUGUUCGCCCCUGGUAGAUUGUCUCUCUCUCUCUAUGUCUCCCCUAGCUGCCGUGUCUUGUCUCUUUUUCUCGCUUUGUUUCUACCCUGCCUUGGCGCUCUAUCUUCUGUUAAGACACAUGCUGGUAGAGCGUCAACGUUCCCCCGGAGAAAGAGAGGAGAGAGAGAGAGAGAGAGAGAGAGAGAUAGAGAGAGGGAGAGAGAGCUCCUCUCUCUCUCUCGCUCUCUCUCCUAUCUCUCUUGUUCUCACCUUCCUUUGUCUGGCUCUCUCUCUCUUUUAUCCCUUGUCUGUCUCUUUUUCUCUCUUGUUCUACCAUGCAUGUCUCCUCUCUGUUCUCCACUGUGUAUCUCUCUCCUCUCUCUGCUUUCCCCCAUCUGUCUCUCUCUCUCUGCUCUCCAACCGUCUGUUCUCUCUCCUCCUUGCUCUCCCACCCGCGUGCUCUCUCCUCUUGCUUCUCCCACGUCUAUCUCUCUCUCUCUGCUCUCCCACUGUAUCUCUCUCUUUGCUUCUCCACUGUGUUCUCUCUCUCUCUCUGCUAUCCCCCAAUCUGUCUCUCUCUUCUCUCUGCUCUCCCCGCCUCUCUUUCUCUCUCUCGCUCUCUGUCUGUUCUCCCUGUCUGCUCUCUCCACUUCCACCGUUUCUCGCGCUCUCUCUCUCUGUUCUACCAUUCUGUCUUGUCUCUCUCUCUAUCCUUUACUCCCUUGUCUGUCUCUUUUCUCUCUCGUUUCUCCCCUGCCAUGUCUCUCUCUCUCCUCUGUUCUCCCCUGUGUUAUCUUCUCUCUCUCUCUCUCUCUCUCUCUCUCUAUUGCUCGCCCAGUCUAUCUCUCUCUAUUGCUCUCCCCCGUCUGUCCACGCUCUCUGUGGCUCUCCCCGUCGUCUCUCUCUCUCUGCUCUCCCCCCAUCUGUCUCUCUCUGCUCUCCCCCGUCGUAUCUCUCUAUGCUCUCCCCCCCGUCUGUUCUCUCUCUGCUCUUCCCUGUCUGUAUCUCCUUCUCUCUCUCACUCUCUCUGAUUCUCCCCUCUGGCUGUCUAUCUCUCUCUAUGUUCUCCACUGUCUGUUCUCUUUUCUCUCGCUGUUCUCCCCUGCAUGUCUCUCUCCUCUGUUCUCCCCUGGCGUGUUUCUCUCCCACUUUACCCGUCUUCUCUCUAUCUCUCUCUCUCUAUCUCUCUCUAUAUCUCUCUAUCUCCUCUCUCUCUAUCUCUCUCUCUCUCAUCUCUCUCUCUCUCCUCUCUCUAUAUCUCUCUAUCUUCUAUAUGUGUUCUCCACUGUCUGUAUCCUCUCUCUUUCUCCAUGUCUGUCUCUUUUCUCUCUCUGUUCCCCCUGCAUGUCUCUCUCUCUAUUUUCCCCGUGUAUCUCUCUCUCUCUCUCUCUCCUGCUUCUCCCCCGUCCUGUCUCUCUCUCUCUGCUCUCCCCGUCGGUCUCGCAUCGGCUCUCCCCGUCUGUCUCUCUCUGCUUCUCCCCGUCUGUCUCUUCUGCUCUCACCCCAUCUGUCUCCUCUCUCUGCUCUCCACCCAUCUGUCUCUCUCUCUGAGGAAGAGAAAAGGGGCGGGGAGGAGAGAAGGAGGAAGAGAAAAAAAGAGGGAGAGAGAGAGAGGCGAGAGAACCGGAAGAGACUAGAGAGAGAGAGUCUUCUCUCUCUCUCUCUCUCUCUCUCUCUCUCUCUUCUCUAUCUCUAUCAUAUCUAUCUAUGUUCUCAACUGUAUGUAUCUCUCUCCUCUGUUCCCCCUGUCUGUCUCUUUUCUCUCUCUGUUAUCCAAUGAAUGUCUCUCUCUCUAUGUUCUCCCAGUUCUGUCUCUAUCCACUUCCCCCAUCUGUAUCUCUCUCUAUGAUAUCACCAAUUAUGUCCUCUUCUCUGUUCUCCCCGUAUGUCUCUCUCUCCUUUUAUCCCCUGUCUGUCUAUUUUUUCCUAUGUUCUCCCUGACUGUCGCUCUCUGUUAUCCCUGUGUAUCUCUCUCUCUCUCUCUCUGCUAUCCCCGCUGUAUCGAUCUCUCUGCUAUACCCAGUCUGUCUCUCUAUAUCUGCUCUACCCCGUCUGUCUCUCUCUGCUCUCACACGUAUGUCUCUCUCUCUCUGACUCCCCCGUCUGUCUAUCUCUAUCUGACUCUUCCACUGUGGGAGAGAGAGAGAGAGGAGAAAAAAAGAGGGAGAGAGAGAGAGAGGAGAGAAAAAGAAAAGAGAGAGAGAGAGAGAGAGAGAGCGAGGAGACGAGAGAGAGAGAGGAGGAGAGAGAGAGAGAGGAGAGAGGUUCUCCCCUGUAUGUCUCUCUCCACUUUCUCCCAUCUUCUCUCUCUCUAUCUCUGUUCACCCUGUUUCGGUUCUUCUCUCGCUCUCUUAUUUCUCCCCUGUCGUCUCUUUUCUAUCUCUGUUCUCCCUGCUUGUUCUAUCUCUGUUCUCCCCUGUGUAUCUCUCUCUCUCGCUCUCUCUAUCUCUCUGCUCUCCCCCGUCUGCCUCUCUCUCUCUGCUCUCCCCUGUCUGUCUCGUUACUUCUGCUCCCCCACGUCUGUCUCGCUCUCGCUGCUGCUCACCGCUGUACUCUCUCUCUCUGAUAGUCCCCGUUCUGUCUCUAUCUCUCUGCUCUCCCCGUCGUAUAUCUCUCUCUGCUCUCACUGUGUCUAUCUCUCUUCGCUGCUCUACACAUCUGUCUCUCUCUCUCUCUGAUCUACCCCCCGCCCCUCUCUCUCUCUCUCUCUCUCUCUCUCUCUCUCUCUCUCUGUUCUCCCCUGUCUGUCUCUCUCCACUUUCUCCCAUCUCUCUCUCUCUCUCUCUCUGUUCUCCCCUGUCUGUCUCUCUCGCUCUCUUUUCUCCCCUGUCUGUCUCUUUUUCUCUCUCUGUUCUCCCCUGCCUGUCUCUCUCUCUGUUCUCCCCUGUGUAUCUCUCUCUAUCGAUCUCUCAUAUCUCUUGCUCGCCCCCGUCUGCCUCAAUCUCUCUCUGCAUCCCAUGUCUGUCUACGCUUCUCUGCUCUCCCCCGUCUGUCUCGCUCUCUCUGCUCUCCCCCGUCUGUCUCUCUCUCUCUGCUAUCCCCCGUCUGUCUCUCUCUCUAGCUUCCCCCGUCUGUCUCUCUCUCUGUUUUCCCCGUAUGUCUCUCUCUCUCUGAUCUCCCCGUCUUUCUCUCUCCUCUGCUCACCCCGUCUGUCUCUCUCUCUCUGCUCUCCCCCGUCUGUCUCUCUCUCUCUGCUCUCCACUGUAUCUCUCUCUCUCUGCUCUCCACUGUGUCUCUCUCUCUCUCUGCUCUCCCCCAUCUGUCUCUCUCUCUCUCUCCUAAUCUCUGCUCUCACCCCCAGCCCUCUCUUUCUCUCUCUCUCUUAUUUCUGUUCUACCCUGUAGUCUCUCUCCACUUCCCCCGUCUCUCUCUCUCUCUCUCUCUACCCUGUCGGUCUAUAUCUCUCUCUCUUUUCUCCAUGUCUGUCUCUUUUUCUCUCUCGUUCUCCCCUGCAUGUCUCUCUCUCUCUCUGUUCCUACCAUGUGGAUCUAUCUCUCAUCUCUCUCUCUCUCUCUCUGAUCUCCCCCGGCUAUCUCCUCUCUCUACUGCUCUCCCCCGUCUGUUCACUCUCUCUGUCUCCCCCCGUCUGUCUCUCUCUCUCUGCUCUCCCCCCUCGUCUAUUCUCUGCUCUCUCCCCCGCUUCUGUCUCUCUCUUAUGCUCUCCACCCGUCUGUCUCUUCUCUCUGCUAUCCCCCGUCUGUCUACUCUCUCUUGCCUUCUCCCCUGGCUCUCUCUCUCUUUCUCUCUGGGCUUCCACCUCUGUCUCUCUCUGCUCCCCGUCUGUCUCUUUCUCUCUGCUCUCCUCCGUCUGUCUCUCUCUUCUCUCUCCGUCUGUCUCUCUCUCUCUCUCCUCUCCCCCGUCUGUCUGUCUGUCUGUCUCUCGCUCUCUCUCUGCUCUCCCCCGUCUCUCUCCCCGUCUCUCUCUCUCUCUCUCUCUCCUCUCUCUCUCUCUCUCUCUCUCUCUCUCUGGUCUCCCCUGUCUGUCUCUUUCUUAUUGCAGUCAUUUCCUGUGGAGAGCUGCCCACUCCUCCAAAUGGGAGAAAGAUUGGAACUCAGACUACCUUUGGAGGCUUUGCCAUCUUCAGCUGCAACCCUGGAUACAUCCUGGUGGGAUCCACUGUGAGGGAGUGCAUGCUGUCAGGACUGUGGAGCGGCAUAGAGGCUCAAUGCCUGGGUAGGGACUCCCACUCUAGCCUGGUUACCAGUCUGUUUGUGCCAUCAUGCCACUCCUUGUCGUGAUAACACAGACAUAACUGGGACCAGGCUACUCCUAUUCUCCUUCCCUCCUUUCCUAUUUAUUUACUGGGAUAGACAGGCUUGAAAGAGAGUUGGAGAGAGAUAGAUAGGACACAUUUAUAGUGGUAGUGGGAUCAGAUCCCACACAGACACAUAUGGUGUAUGAAAUGUUGGUGCUGGCACCAGCCAAUAGAGCAGCUCAAUGCACUGGCUACAGACUCUUCUACGGAGAUGACUCUCUGGAUCUUUUAGGACUCUAUGACAGAGUCUAUUAAUCUCUCUGUAUCUUCGUUGCUGGAGAACCAAGCUAGCAUAUCUGAGAAACAGUAUCUGCUGCUCUCUAGUUUAAAAGCGUGUUAAUACAUCUCUGGAGUGUUUCUGUAAUGUGGGAGGGAAAUGCUAUGAGGAGGGAAAUCUGAGUUGCAUUAAUUCGCUCUCUAUUUCCUCCAUUUAAGAGUUAAGAGUCAGGAAGGCUCAGUGAGUUUCUACUAAGGCAGAUUUAUUGUAGCUCGAGGUAAUGUGAUUAUACUGUAUGAGGGUACCAGACUGUACUUAAUAUAUUGAGAAAUAUUGAGAAAAUACACUGACUGUACAAAACAUUAAGAACACCUUCCUAAUCUUGAGUUGCAACCCCCCCCCCCACCUUUUGCCCUCAGAACAGCCUCAAUUUGACGGGUCAUGGACUCUACAAGGUGUCGAAAGCGUUCCACAGGGAUGUUGACUCCAAUGCUUCCCACAGUUGUGUCAAGUUGGCUGGAUGUCCUUUGGGUGGUGGACCAUUCUUGAUACACACGGGAAACUGCUAGGCGUGAAAACUCGGCAGUGUUGCAGUUCUUGACAUACUCAAACCGGUGCGCCUGGCACCUACUACCAUACCCCGUUCAAAGGCACUUAAAUAUUUUGUCUUGCCCAUUGACCCUCUGAAUGGCACACAUUUCUCAAUUGUCUCAAGGCUUAAAAAUCCUUCUUUAACCUCCACUUCCACUACACUGAUUGAAGUGGAUUUAACAAGUGACUUCAAUGAGGGAUCAUAGCUUUCACCUGGUCAGUCUGUCAUGGAAUGAGCAGGUGUUCUUAAUGUUUUGUAUACUCAGUGUAUGGAGAAUAUAUAGAGAAUGUAUAGAAAAUAUAUAGAGGAUAUAUAGAGAAAAUAUAGAGAAUAUAUAGAGGAUAUAUAGAGGCUAUAUAGAGUACAUAUCGAGGAUAUAUAGAGGAUAUAUAUAGAGUAUAUACAGAGGAUAUAUAGGGAAUAUAUAGAGGGUAUAUAGAGGAUAUAGAGUAUAUAUAGAGGAUAUAUAGAGAAUAUAUAGAGGAUAUAUAGAGAAUAUAUAGAGGAUAUGUAGAGGGUAUAUAGAGGACAUACAGUUGAAGUCUGAAGUUUACAUAUACCUUAGCCAAAUACAUUUAAACUCAGUUUUUCACAAUUCCUGACAUUUAAUCCUAGUAAAAAUUCACUGUCUUAGGUCAGUUAGAAUCACCACUUUAUUUUAAGAAUGUGAAAUGUCAGAAUAAUUUUAGAGAGUGAUUUAUUUCAGCUUAUAUUUAUUUCAUCACAUUCCCAGUGGGUCAGAAGUUUACAUACACUCAAUUAGUAUUUGGUAACAUUGCCUUUAAAUUGUUUAACUUGGGUCAAACGUUUCGGGUAGCCUUCCACAAGCUUCCCACAAUAAGUUGGGUGAAUUUUGGCCCAUUCCUCCUGACAGAGCUGGUGUAAAUGAGUCAGGUUUGUAGGCCUCCUUGCUCGCACACGCUUUUUCAGUUCUGCCCACAAGUUUUCUAUAAGGUUGAGGUCAGGGCUUUGUGAUGGCCACUCCAAUACUUUGACUUUGUUGUCCUUAAGCCAUUUUGCCACAACUUGGAAGUAUGCUUGGGGUCAUUGUCCAUUUGGAAGACCCAUUUGUGACCAAGCUUUAACUUCCUGACUGAUGCCUUGAGAUGUUGCUUCAAUAUAUCCACAUCAUUUUCCUUCCUCAUGAUGCCACCUAUUUUGUGAAAUGCACUAGUCCCUCCUGCAGCAAAGCACUCCCACAGCAUGAUGUUGCCACCCCCGUGCUUCACGGUUGGGAUGGUGUUUCUUCGGCUUGCAAGCCCCCCCUUUUUCCUCCAAACAUAAGGAUGGUCAUUAUGGCCAAACAGUUAUAUUUUUGUUUCAUCAGACCAGAGGACAUUUCUCCAAAAAGUACAAUCUUUGUCCCCAUGUGCAGUCUGUAUCCAGCAUCUUCACAAGGUCCUUUGCUGUUGUUCUGGGAUUGAUUUGCACUUUUCGCACCAAAGUACAUUAUAAUAAUAAUAAUGAUAUGCCAUUUAGCAGACGCUUUUAUCCAAAGCGACUUACAGUCAUGCGUGCAUAAAUUUUCUUUGUGUAUGGGUGGUCCCGGGGAUCGAACCCACUACCUUGGCGUUACAAGCGCCGUGCUCUACCAGCUGAGCUCAUCUCUAGGAGACAGAACGCAUCUCCUUCCUGAGCGGUAUGACGGCUGCGUGGUCCCAUGGUGUUUAUACUUGCGUACUAUUGUUUGUACAGAUGAACGUGGUACCUUCAGGCGUUUGGAAAUUGCUCCCAAGGAUGAACCAGACUUGUGGAGGUCUACAAUUUCUUUCUGAGGUCUUGGCUGAUUUCUUUUGAUUUUCCCAUGAUGUCAUGCAAAGAGGCACUGAGUUUGAAGGUAGGCCUUGAAAUACAUCCACAUGUACACCUCCAAUUGACUCAAAUAAUGUCAAUUAGCCUAUCAGAAGCUUCUAAAGCCAUGACAUCAUUUUCUGGAAUUUUCCAAGCUGUUUAAAGGCACAGUCAACUUAGUGUAUGUAAACUUCUGACCCACUGGAAUUGUGAAAUAAUCUGUCUGUAAACUAUUGUUGGAAAAAUUACUUGUGUCAUGCACAAAGUAGAUGUCCUAACUGACUUGCCAAAACUAUAGUUUGUUAACAAGACAUUUGUGGAGUGGUUUUAAUGACUCCAACCUAAGUGUAUAUAAACUUCCGACUUCAACUGUAUAGAGGAGAGAACAUAUAGAGAAUAUAUGGGAAUUUAUAGAGGAUAUAUAGAGAACAUAUAUAGAGAACAUAUAGAGGAUAUAUAGAGAAUACAGUGAGGGGAAAAAGUAUUUGAUCCCCUGCUGAUUUUGUACGUUUGCCCACUGACAAAGAAAUGAUCAGUCUAUAAUUUUAAUGGUAGGUUUAUUUGAACAGUGAGAGACAGAAUAACAACAACAAAAUCCAGAAAAAUGCAUUUAAAAAAUGUUAUAAAUUGAUUUGCAUUUUAAUGAGGGAAAUAAGUAUUUGACCCCCUCUCAAUCAGAAAGAUUUCUGGCUCCCAGGUGUCUUUUAUACAGGUAACGAGCUGAGAUUAGGAGCACACUCUUAAAGGGAGUGCUCCUAAUCUCAUCUUGUUACCUGUAUAAAAGACACCUGUCCACAGAAGCAAUCAAUCAAUCAGAUUCCAAACUCUCCACCAUGGCCAAGACCAAAGAGCUCUCCAAGGAUGUCAGGGACAAUAUUGUAGACCUACACAAGGCUGGAAUGGGCUACAAGACCAUCGCCAAGCAGCUUGGUGAGAAGGUGACAACAGUUGGUGCGAUUAUUCGCAAAUGGAAGAAACACAAAAUAACUGUCAAUCUCCCUCGGCCUGGGGCUCCAUGCAAGAUUUCACCUGGUGGAGUUGCAAUGAUCAUGAGAACGGUGAGGAAUCAGCCCAGAACUACACGGGAGGAUCUUGUCAAUGAUCUCAAGGCAGCUGGGACCAUAGUCACCAAGAAAACAAUUGGUAACACACUACACCGUGAAGGACUGAAAUCCUGCAGCGCCCGCAAGGUCCCCCUGCUCAAGAAAGCACAUAUACAGGGCCGUUUGAAGUUUGCCAAUAAACAUCUGAAUGAUUCAGAGGAGAACUGGGUGAAAGUGUUGUGGUUAGAUGAGACCAAAAUCGAGCUCUUUGGCAUCAACUCAACUCGCCGUGUUUGGAGGAGGAGGAAUGCUGCCUAUGACCCCAAGAACACCAUCCCCACCGUCAAACAUGGAGGUGGAAACAUUAUGCUUUGGGGGUUUUUUUCUGCUAAGGGGAUAGGACAACUUCACCGCAUCAAAGGGACGAUGGACGGGGCCAUGUACCGUCAAAUCUUGGGUGAGAACCUCCUUCCCUCAGCCAGGGCAUUGAAAAUGGGUCGUGGAUGGGUAUUCCAGCAUGACAGUGACCCAAAACACACGGCCAAGGCAACAAAGGAGUGGCUCAAGAAGAAACAUAUUAAGGUCCUGGAGUGGCCUAGCCAGUCUCCAGACCUUAAUUCCAUAGAAAAUCUGUGGAGGGAGCUGAAGGUUCGAGUUGCCAAACGUCAGCCUCGAAACCUUAAUGACUUGGAGAAGAUCUGCAAAGAGGAGUGGGACAAAAUCCCUCCUGAGAUGUGUGCAAACCUGGUGGCCAACUACAAGAAACGUCUGACCUCUGUGAUUGCCAACAAGGGUUUUGCCACCAAGUACUAAGUCAUGUUUUGCAGAGGGAUCAAAUACUUAUUUCCCUCAUUAAAAUGCAAAUCAAUUGAUAACACCCUGUCGCUCUCCGCUAACAUCAAGGCGGUGACCCGAUCCUGUAGGUUCAUGCUCUACAACAUUCGGAGAGUACGACCCUGCCUUACACAGGAAGCGGCACAGGUCCUAAUCCAGGCACUUGUCAUCUCCCGUCUGGAUUACUGCAACUCGCUGUUGGCUGGGCUCCCUGCCUGUGCCAUUAAACCCCUACAACUCAUCCAGAAUGCCGCAGCCCGUCUGCUGUUCAACCUUCCCAAGUUCUCUCACGUCACCCUGCUCCUCCGCACACUCCACUGGCUUCCAGUUGAAGCUCGCAUCUGUUACAAGACCAUGGUGCUUGCCUAUGGAGCUGUGAGGGGAACGGCACCUCCGUACCUUCAGGCUCUGAUCAGUCCCUACACCCAAACGAGGGCAUUGCGUUCAUCCACCUCUGGCCUGCUGGCUCCCCUUCCUCUGCGGAAGCAUAGUUCCCGCUCAGCCCAGUCAAAACUGUUCGCUGCUCUGGCACCCCAAUGGUGGAACAAGCUCCCUCACGACGCCAGGACAGCGGAGUCACUCACCACCUUCCGGAGACAUUUGAAACCCCACCUCUUUAAGGAAUACCUGGGAGAGGAUAAAGUAAUCCUUCUACCCCCCCCCCCCCAAAAAAAAUAAAAAAAUAAAAAAAUAAAUAAAAUAAUAAUAUAAAAAAUAAAAUUAAUAAUAAAAAAAAAUACAUUGUAUAGUGGUGAUCCCACAGGCUAUAAGGUGAAUGUACCAUUUUGUAAGUCGCUCUGGAUAAGAGCGUCUGCUAAAUGACGUAAAUGUAAAUGUAAAUAACAUUUUUGACAUGCGUUUUUCUGGAUAUUUUUGUUGUUAUUCUGUCUCUCACUGUUUAAAUAAACCUACCAUUAAAAUUAUAGACUGAUCAUGUCUAUAAAACGUACAAAAUCAGCAGGGGAUCAAAUACUUUUUUCCCGCACUGUAUAUUACAUUUACAUUUUAGUCAUUUAGCAGAGCGACUUACAGUUAGUGAGUGCGUACAUUAUUUGUUUUAUUUUUCAUACUGGCCCCCCGUGGGAAUCGAACCCACAACCCUGGCGUUGCAAACGCCAUGCUCUACCAACUGAGCUACAUCCCUGCCGGCCAUUCCCUCCCCUACCCUGGAUGACGCUGGGCCAAUUGUGCGCCGCCCCAUGGGUCUCCCGGUCACGGCCAGCUACGACAGAGCCUGGAUUCGAACCAGGAUCUCUAGUGGCACAGCUAGACAUUUUACAUUUUGAAUUUUUGUAAAAUGCAAUGCAGUGCCCUAGACCACUGCGCCACUCGGGAGAUAUAUAGAGUAUAUAGAGGAUAUAUAGAGGCUAUAUAGAGGCUAUAGAGGGGAUAUAUAGAGGAUAUAUAGAGGGUAUAUAGAGAAUAUAUAGAGGAUAUAUAAAGUAUAUAGAGAAUAUAUAGAGGAUAUAUAGAGGAUGUAUAUAAUAUAUAGAGAGUAUAUAUAGAGGAUAUAGAGAGUAUAUAGAGAGGACAUAUAGAGGAUAUAUAGAGGAUAUAUAGAGAACAUAUAGAGGAUAUAUAGAGAGUAUAUAUAGAGUACAUUGAGGAUAUAUAGAGAACAUAUAGAGGAUAUAUAGAGGAUAUAUAGAGAUAUAUAUAGAGGAUAUAUAGUUAUAUAGAGAAUAUAUAGAGGAUAUAUAGAGGAUAUAUAGAUGAUAUAUAGAGGCUAUAUAGAAUAUAUAGAGAGGAUAUAUAGAGUAUAUAUAGAGGAUAUAUAGAGGAUAUAUAGAGGAUAUAUAGAGAACAUAUAGAGGAUAUAUAGAGGAUAUAUAGAGGAUAUAUAGACUGCUCUCUUCCUCCUUUCUUGGAUGGCUAACAGUACAUGACUGCGUCUGAAGUCACUUCCUAUCCCCUGUACAAUGCACUACCUUUGACCAGAGUAGACAGCAUAAGAAAUAGGAUGACAUUUCAGAUUUGCCCCAUGUGUUUAACUUUGCAGCAAAUAUUGUUGUAAAAGCGUGUAUAUGCUAAAUACAUUUGAUUGACUGAUUGCCUCCCACCCCCACACCUCCCUCCAGCUGGUCACUGUGGUAUCCCGGAGAAGAUUGUGAACGGCCAGGUGAUAGGGGAGAACUUUGGCUACAGAGACACCGUGGUGUACCAGUGUAACCCUGGCUUCAGACUCAUAGGAUCCUCAGUACGCAUCUGCCAGCAAGACCACCUCUGGUCCGGACAGCUGCCGCUGUGUGUCUGUAAGUGUUCACCUCUACCCUACUGGUCUGUAUCUGCAGAUGUUGUUAUAUCUACCCUACUGGUCUGUAUCUGUAGAUGUUGUUAUAUCUACCCUACUGGUCUGUAUCUGUAGAUGUUGUUAUAUCUACCCUACUGGUCUGUAUCUGUAGAUGUUGUUAUAUCUACCCUACUGGUCUGUAUCUGUAGAUGUUGUUAUAUCUACCCUACUGGUCUGUAUCUGUAGAUGUUGUUAUAUCUACCCUACUGGUCUGUAUCUGUAGAUGUUGUUAUAUCUACCCUACUGGUCUGUAUCUGUAGAUGUUGUUAUAUCCAUAGAAAUAGAAUGACUAGAAUGGUGAACCCCUUAAACCAGGGGUAUUCAAUUCUUACCCUACGAUGUCCGGAGUACUGCUGUUUUUCUUUUCUAACUGAAUAUUAAUUGCACCCAUCUGGUGUCCCAGAUCUAAAUCAGUAUUCUAUUAGAGGGGCAGAAUUAAAAAGCAGUGGAACUGUCUUGAAGAAGAUUUGAAGACCAUGCCUAGACCGAGGCAAUUUCACAAGAAAACUGAUGGGCAUACUCAAUGUGGCCGUCGGUCCAUAAAAAUGUAAACGCGUUCUAGUAAUUCCAGUAAUUGCAUUUCUAUGUGUGUAGCCAUCACAUGUGGCCAUCCAGGCAGUCCCAUCUAUGGAAGAACUACAGGGGAUGGAUUCAACUACAACGAUGUGGUCAGCUUCUUCUGUAACAAAGGCUACAUACUGGAGGGAGCAGCCAGAGCCCAGUGCCAGGCGAGCCGCCAGUGGAGUCAACAGCCACCUACAUGCAGAGGUGGGUAGCAGGCAGUAGGCACACACACACACUCCAACGUACACACACACACACACUCCAACGUACACACACACACACACGCACGUAUGGAGGCAUGCACUCACUCAUGCCCGCUCACACACACGCCCGCGCACACACACAGGCACAGCAUCACGCACUGGCAUGCACACAUACAUGCACAAACGCACACGCACGUACGCGUUUACAUUUUUAUGGAACAACGGCCACAUUCAGUGUCCCCAUCAGUGUUCCAGUGAAAUUGCCUAUGUAUGAAAAUGUAUGCAUUCACUAACUGUAAGUCGCUCUGGAUAAGAGCGUCUGCUAAAUGACUAAAAUGUCAAAUGUAAAAAUGUACGUACACACACACACUCAAAUCAAAUGUUAUUUGUCACAUGCGCCGAAUACAACAGGUGUAGACCUUACUGUGAAAUGCUUACUUACAAGCCCUUAACCAACAAUACAGAGUAAGUAAGUAAGAAACUUGCUAAAUAAACUAAAGGAAAAAUAGUAACACUAUAAAAUAACAAUAAUGAGGCUAUAUACAAGCAGUACUGGUACAGAGUCACUGUGCAGGGGUACGAGGUAGUUGAGGUAAGAUGUACAUGUAGCUAGUGGUAAAAGUGACUAGGCAAAGGGGAUAGAUAAUAAACAGAGUAGUAGCAGCGUAUGUGAAGAGUGUGAAUGUGUGUCUGUCUGUGUGUGUGUGUGUGUGUGUUUUGUCUGCGUGUCCAUGUGUGUGUGUGUUGGAUUAUCAUUGUAGUAUGUGUGAGUGUGUGGUUAAAGUCCACUGAGUGUACAUCGAGCCGGUGGAAGAGAGUCAGUGCAAAAAAUAAGAAUAAAUAAUAACAAAAUAAGGGGGUCAAUGCAAAUAGUUUUUUUAGGGCCUUCCUCUGUCACCACCUGGUAUAGAGGUCCUGGAUGGCAGGAAGCUUGGCCCCAGUGAUGUACUGGGCCGUACACACUACCUUCUGUAGUGCCUUGUGGUCGGAUGCCGAGCAGUUGCCAUACCAAGCGGUGAUGCAACCAGUCAGGAUGCUCUCGUUGGUACAGCUGUAUAACUUUUUGAGGAUCUGAGGACCCAUGCCAAGUCUUUUCAGCCUCCCAAUGGGGAAGAGGCCCUCUUCAUGACUGUGCUGAUGUGUUUGGACCAUGAUAGGUUCUUAGUGAUGUGGACACCAAGGAACUUGAAGCUCUCGACAUGUUCCACUACAGCCCCGUCGAUGUGAACGGGGGCGUGCUCAGCCCUCCUUUUCCUGUAGUCCACAAUCAGCUCCUUUGUCUUGCUAACGUUGAGGGAGAGGCUGAUGUCCUGGCACCACACUGCCAGGUCUCUGACCUCCUCCCUAUAGGCUGUCUCAUCGUCGUCGGUGAUCUGGCCUACUACCGUCGUCGGCAAACUUAAUGAUGGUGUUGGAGUCAUGCGUGGCCACGCAGUCAUGGGUGAACAGAGAGUACAGAAGGGGACUAAGCACACACCCCUGUGGGGCCCCCGUGUUAAUGGUCAGCGUGGUGGAGGUGAUGUUACCUACCCUCACCACCUCGGGGUGGCCCGUCAGGAAGUCCAACAUGUCGAUCCAGCUGCAGAGGGAGGUGUUCAAUCCAAAGAACCUUAGCUUAAUGAUGAGCUUGGAGGGCACUAUGGUGUUGAAUGCUGAGCUGUAGUCAAUGAACAGCAUUCUCACGUAGGUGUUCCUUUUGUCCAGGUGGGAAAGGACAGUGUGGAGUGCAAUAGAGAUUGCAUCAUCUGUGGAUCUGUUGGGACGGUAUGCGAAUUGGAGUGGGUCCAGUGUGUCUGGGAUGAUGGUGUUGAUGUGAACCAUGACCAGCCUUUCAAAGCAUUUCUUGGCUACAGAAACAGCAAAGCACAGACAUCUGACACCUAUAGCCUAUCUGUGGAAAAUAAAUGAGUCAUUUUAAGCAUCAUUAGUAUUUAAAAUACUUAAUAUAGCAUGGGUACGUCAAGUUCUGAUAGCUAGUCAUAGUAUAAACAGGAGCAGGCUGUGAUUGUGUCAUUUCAGCGAUUCUAUUAUUAACUGGCAAUUGAACAAAGACAACACUUGACAGAUAACACAGGUAGCGCUUUAUAAUGAAUAGUUCAGCCAGAUGGAAUAUACAAAAAAGUAUGAGCUUCCCAGAGGGAACAAUUAGAGCUAUGGUAUGAUGAUGGUUGAUAGGAAAAUAUAUACGUUAAUUAGGGAAAUUGUAGCCUGGUUCCAGAUCUGUUUGUGCUUUCAAGACAGUACAAACAGAUCUGGAACCAGGCUAGGGAAAAUAUUGACAUGGUUGACAACAGUUGUUAGUGAUACAAUAGUUUUGACAAUUGUUGUUAUUGAAAUCAUUUUAUUAACAUGAUAUAGUGAUAAUAAUUCUAUGUGUUUUAUUUCCAUCCAGUGGUGAACUGCACAGACCCAGGCAUCCCGGCUAACUCUAUCAGAGAGAGUAAGAUAGAGCAUGGUAACUUCACGUUGGGCAGUGUGGUGUUCUACAACUGUAACCCUGGAUACUACCUGUUUGGUUCCUCUGCACUGACCUGUCAACCUAUUGGCCACUGGGACAAACCUCUACCUGAAUGUCUUGGUACGUCUGUUUUCUCUUCAGAACUUGUUCGAGCUACAGAUGUAGGAUCUUAAUUUGAUCGCUGUUUUGUUGCUGAUGAAAUGCAGAUGCGCGUCGUGAUUUAUAGAAAUUCACUGAAAACCUGCACUAUCACACAGUUAUAUUAACAGUAUUCCACUUUUCAUGUAGCCUCAUUUUGACCAGCUAAUAGCCUAAACCCCGAUCAAUCAACAUUAUGGACUACACAUUCAAAUCCUGUUGCUGCAGGAUUAUUUUGCUGCCACAAUACAGGUCAAAUUAAGAUCCUACAUUUGUACCACACACCCACAACUACUGAGGUGCAGGAGUAGGCCAGAGAGAAAAAGGAAGCUUAUGCUCACCUAGGGUUGAUGCACAGUUCACAUUUAUUGUGCAAUAGUGCUUAGCUUUUGCUGUAAGUGACAUUCAUCCUAGCAUUUCUCCAUGAUCUACCUGUUGUUCUAACCAUGUGUUUUAUCCUUAGUGAACUUGAUUUGUAUAGGUCACAAAUGUUUGUAACCAAUGUCUGUCUAAAUGCUAAUUACCUAAUAAAUGCUGACUGUAAUGACUAUACUGACCUAUGCACUCUUAGAAAAAGGUAGAACCCUAUUGGGUUCCAUUUAGAACCCUUUCCACAGAGGGUUCUACAUGGAACCCAAAAUAGUUCUACCUGGAACCAAAAAGUGUUAUUCUAUGGGGAUAGCCAAAGAACCCUUUUGGAAACCCUUUUUUCUAAGAGUGUAGUGUUAAUGAUGCCUGCCUCCCAAAUGGCACCCCAUUCCCUAUAUAGUACACUACAUUUGACCAGGGGCCAUAGGGUUCUGGUCAAAAGUAGUACACUAUAUAGGGAAUAGGGUGCCAUUUGGGACACAUACAAUGUUAAUGAGCCAUAAGUAGCUAACUGUUGGCUAUGGGGAAUGUUACUGUGUGUUAUAGAAGAGGACUGUGGGAACCCUGGCUCUCCUCCCUACGGUACCAUGGUUGGGGAAAAGUUUUCGUUUGGCUCCCUGGUGCAGUACUCCUGUUCAGGGGACAGAGAGCUGAUUGGAGAGUCAUCAAUCACCUGUCAACUCAAUGGACACUGGAGCGGCCCCAUACCUCACUGUUCAGGCAAGGACCCAUACCUCACUGUUCAGGCAAGGACCCAUACCUCACUAUUCAGGUAAGGACCCAUACCUUACUGUUCAGGUAAGGACCCAUACCUUACUGUUCAGGCAAGGACCCAUACCUCACUGUUCAGGUAUGGACCCAUACCUCACUGUUCAGGCAAGGACCCAUACCUCACUGUUCAGGUAAAGAGGCCACAGACACAGAGUUCAGUAGCACUGCUCAGAUGAAGUCAGGAAAUUGACCUCCUGAAGUUUUGUUGUGUAGUAGUGCAUUAUUAUAAUGUGGUUUGUUCCCAUACGCAUCCCAAAUCAUUAUUAUAAUGUGGUUUGUUCCCAUAUGCAUCCCAAAUCAUUAUUAUAAUAUGGUUUGUUCCCAUAUGCAUCCCAAAUCAUUAUUUUAAUAUGGUUUGUUCCCAUAUGCAUCCCAAAUCAUUAUUAUAAUGUGGUUUGUUCCCAUAUGCAUCCCAAAUCAUUAUUAUAAUAUGGUUUGUUCCCAUAUGCAUCCCAAAUCAUUAUUAUAAUGUGGUUUGUUCCCAAAUCCAAGACCUCACUUACCUCUCUGCUCUGUACUUCCUAGAUUUGAAUCGGUUGCUUGCUUUCCAAGUUUCCAUCCAUCCCUCCCCACCACCAGGGAUAUUUAGUUUGAUGUUUCAGCAAGGCUCCUACCUUCCUCCCUAAAUCCCACCACUGUUCAUCCAGUCCAUCGCCGUUAAGUGUUCCUGACCGUUUAAAUUCAAUCUCAAAUCUCUCCUAAAACAUCUUUACUGCCUGUGAAAGAAGUGUAUACUCUGUUUAAUUCACUGACCCAAAAAUACAGGUCGGUGUGUGUAAGCAGAGAGAGGAAAGCAGAGUGGUUUCACAGUUGAUCAUGCUAUUUAAAUUCUCAGCCUCAGAACUUGAGGCUGCGUCCCAAACUAUUCUCUAUGUAGUGUACUACUUUUGACCAGGGCCCAUAGGGAAUAGGGUGCCUUUUGGAACGUGGUCUGAGUUUUUAAAGUAUUAACUCGAACACUUUAGUAUCUUUACCACAAAAGCCUGGAUGUGGAGACUGUCAGCCAGGACAUUUAAACGCCUGGAUGUGGAGACUGUCAGCCAGGACAUUUAAACGCCUGGAUGUGGAGACUGUCAGCCAGGAUAUUUAAACGCCUGGAUGUGGAGACUGUCAGCCAGGACUUUUAAACGCCUGGAUGUGGAUACUGUAAGCCAGGACAUUUAAACGCCUGGAUGUGGAUACUGUCAGCCAGGACAUUUAAACGCCUGGAGGUGGAGACUGUCAGCCAGGACAUUACACAUCCAGCCGCUCUCUCUGACUCACACAGACACGCUCCUCUCCUCUCUUGCUACGUCCAGCCUCUUUCUCUGACUCACACAGAUACUCUUCUCUCCUGAAGUGUCCAGCCUCUCUCUCUGCUCUCUCUGACUCACACAGACACGGUCCUCUUCUCUCCUGCAGCACCUCAACACCAGCUGUGCUGAGAGCCUCUGACCUGAAAUCUGUCUCAUGUAAAGACGUGUGGAGAGGGAUAUGAUGGGAUAUUAUGUGAACUUCUUCAGGUUCAGACACGAAGGCUCUCUGUCAACAACUCAGAUAUUAGCUAGCUAGAGCAAAGGGCCAUGAUUACUGCCCACGGUUGUCCAGAUUGGAGCUUGUUGCAGACAGGUACUAAUGGUGUUACAUAUACACAGGUAUACACAUUCCAAGUAAUUUAUUACAUUACCAGCUGACACUAGCAGACAGAAUACUAGUGUGUUAUAGGGUAGCUUGCUGUGGUGUCGUUUUAAUACUGUCAGCCAGGACAAUUUAUUAAACGCCUGGAGGUGGGAGACUGUCAGCAAGGACAUUUAGUAGAAAUUACUUCCUGAACAUGUGAACUUUCGUGUGCUUUAAUUACAGACUGAUCUGGGAAAAUCUGUCUAUAACAGAAUAGAUUUGGACAACUGCAAAAGUCAUGCUACAGUUCUGACUCCCGUGUUUACAUGAUGUGAUUGAGUUCUUUAUUAGUAUAGUCAUGCAUCUUCAGGAUAUCCAGCCCACAUGGGCUUAUAAGACAGUGUAUUUGCUGUAGCAAAAUAACAUAAUUAUGUCUAUAUAUGCACACAUACAUAUAUAUAUAUAUAUAAACAUCAAAUCUAAUCAAAUUGUAUUUGUCACAUACACGUGUUUUAGCAGAUGUUAUAGCGGGUGUAGUGAAAUGCUUGUGCUUCUAGCUCCGACAGUGCAGUAAUAUCUAACAAGUAAUAUCUAACAAUUUCACAACAUAUACCCAAUACACACAAAUCUAAGUAAGGAAUGAAAUGUAAGAAUAUAUACAUAUAUGGACAAGCAAUGACAGAGCGGCAUGGACUAAGAUACAGUAGUAUAUUAUAGAAUAGAAUACAGUAAAUACAUAUGAGAUGAGUAGUGCAAGAUAUGUAAACAUUAUUAAAGUGGCUAGUGUUCCAUUUCUUAAAGUGGCCAGUGAUUUCAAUAGGCAGCAGCAGCCUCUAAUGUGCUAGUGAUGGCUAUUUAACAGUCUGAUGGCCUUGAGAUAGAAGCUGUUUUUCAUUCUCUUGGUCCCAGCUUUGAUGUACCUGUACUGACCACGCCUUCUGGAUGAUAGCGGGGUGAACAGGCAGUGGCUCGGGUGGUUGAUGUCCUUGAUGAUCUUUUUGGCCUUCCUGUGACAUCGGGUGCUGUAGGUGUCUUGGAGGGUGGGUAGUUUGCCCCCGGUAAUGCGUUCUGCAGACCGCACCACCCUCUGGAGAGCCCUGUGGUUGCGGGCAGUGCAGUUGCCUUACCAGGCGGUGAUACAGCCCAACAGGAUGCUCUCAAUUGUGCAUCUGUAAAAGUUUGUGAGGGUUUUAGGUGCCAAGCCAAAUUUCUUCAAUCUCCUGAGGUUGAAGAGGCUCUGUUGCACCUUCUUCAGCACACUGUCUGUGUGGGUGGACCAUUUCAGUUUGUCAGUGAUGUGUACGCCAAGGAACUUGAAGCUUUCCACCUUCUCCACUGUUGUCCCGUCGAUGUGGACCACCUGGGGGGCGGCCCGUCAGGAUGUCCAGGACCCAGCUGCACAGGGCGGGGUUCAGACCCAGGGCCUUGAGCUUAAUGAUGAGCUUGGAGGGUACUAUGGUGUUGAAUGCUGAGCUAUAGUCAAUGAACAGCAUUCUUACAUAGGUAUUCCUCCUGUCCAGAUGGGAUAGGGCAGUGUGCAGUGUGAUGGCUUUCAUACGGCAGUGAAAAACUACUGAGAAAACAAAACCAGAACCUUUCAAUUAACUGAUCUAAUCGCAUCUUCCAAGCUUUGGAGAUUACAUUUGCAACCAGGAAUACUUAUUUCCAAAAUAACCAUUCAAGUUUUUCUUUAUCUCUAGUCCAGAAUAGUUUCUGUUUUCUUUGCAACAUUUUAUCAAACAGUAUACACUACCGGUCAAAAGUUUUAGAACACCUACUCAUUCAAGGGUUUUAGAAUAAUAGUGAAGACAUCAAAACUAUGAAAUAACACAUGUGAAAUGAUGUAGUAACCAAAAAAGUGUUAAACAAAUCAAAACGUAUUUUAUAUUUGAGAUUCUUCAAAUAGCCACCCUUUGCCUUGAUGACAGCUUUGCUCUAAAUAGGAAACCAUCCAGUCUUCAGUUCAUUAACCUGUCCACGGGAGACUGGAGCUGUAUAUAGGAAACCAUCCAGUCUUCAGUUCAUUUACCUGUCCACAGGAGACUGGAGCUCUAAAUAGGAAACCAUCCAGUCUUCAGUUCAUUAACCUGUCCACGGGAGACUGGAGCUGUAUAUAGGAAACCAUCCAGUCUUCAGUUCAUUUACCUGUCCACAGGAGACUGGAGCUCUAUAUAGGAAACCAUCCAGUCUUCAGUUCAUUUACCUGUCCACAGGAGACUGGAGCUCUAUAUAUUUGUAUAACUGAACGUGUUGUUUAAGAUCCCAGAGUAUAAUUGAACGUGUUGUUUAAGAUCCCAGAGUAUAACUGAACCUGUUGUUUAAGAUCCCAGAGUAUAAAUGAACCUGUUGUUUAAGAUCCCAGAGUAAAAAUGAACCUGUUGUUUAAGAUCCCAGAGUAUAACUGAACCUGUUGUUUAAGAUCCCAGAGUAUAAAUGAACCUAUUGUUUAAGAUCCCAGAGUAUAAAUGAACCUGUUGUUUAAGAUCCCAGAGUAUAAAUGAACCUGUUGUUUAAGAUCCCAGAGUAUAACUGUAGACUGCUAAUAAGGCUGAUAUGUAAUUUAAAGGACCCUGGAUCAUUCUUUGCUGACUUUGGGAUUGGUUUAAUUAUGGAUCUGUACCAAGUUGAAGGGAUGAUACCAUUUUUAAAACACAUUUGAAAAAGACUAAAUAGAGUCUGCAGUAACCUAGGAGACUUCAGGACUUUUAGGACUCUAUUCAUCUAUAUUAUGUAGCUUCUCUAGUUUUUUUUCUUCUAGUUUCUGCUUUUUCAACAGCCUUCCUAACUUCCUCCAGAUCCUACCUUUUCAUGGUUGUUUGAUCAAUAUGACUGUAAAGUUGCCAAAUGUAAGAGGACUCCCGUGAUAUUGACAUAUUUGCAGAAAUCCAAUCUGGUGUAUUUUGUGGCUUUUGGCGAAUGUGUUCUAAUGAUCUAAAGUUGCACUGUUCCAACUGCCUGUAAACACACAGUCCAGUUCAAAGUCAAUGAUGGCAGGCCUGUGUGGCAAAUGGCUUGUUUGCAUAAAGGCCUACUGAAGCUCUGAUUGGCUAUGGUGCACCGGUCUGCAUAGACUCCGGUCCUGGACAAGAUAAUGUUUUUAUCAGGUUUUAUUUACUGCAGUGUCUAUUAAUUGUCCAAACUCUAUAUUGCUAUAGAAUGCCUUACUAUACGUAAUUCCCAAAUAUUCUAUGAAUUUAUGAAAACGUGAAAAUGACCAUAUCUAAGUGCUCACUUGUCAGAAAAUGUUUUAAAAAGUGUCAUAUUCUUUCUCGGGGUGUAUAUGAACCGAUUUGAAUAAGAUGUGAUGUUGCUUAACUGCUGUCAGUUCCACGUUGAACCUCUUCUCAUUGAUUGGCCUUUACAUUUCAGGAACAUCUCAUUACAGACCAGAAAUGACUUAACUAUUUUAUCCAAUACAGUUGACCAAUUAGUUGAGGUCUCUUAGGCUUGUAUGGAACUGAUUUAACAGGUAAAGACUUUUCCAUUGCCUCAUGUAGUACAUGACAGAACCGGCCAUACCGCUGAUCAAUAUUAUUUGGUGUUUUCUGGCAAGCUUCCAGGUUAUCAAUAAGGUCCGUAAGAACAGUACAGCACAUGUCAGAUGAAAGACAAUGGUCAGGUAGGUUUCUGGGCCUUCUUUUGGUCUGAUUUGCACUUGAUUUAUAUAAGCCUACAUUGCCUUCCUCCCCAGUAUAGUUUCCCACCAUGCAUUUCAUAAUAGACAACAAUGAAUGAUCAGGAAGUCUACUACGGUCUCCAAUCAGGCCAAUACACUCAGCUCAGUUGAAGUAAUCACAUUCAACUCAACACAUGUCUUGAGACAGUCAUGGGGUGUUACAAUAUAGUGGACGACUGCUUUUCCCUUUGGUGAUAUUGAUGAGAGUUUUGUGGUGGUAGUCUACCAUUCAGAAUGCAGCACUUGGAAUCCUUUAAGAAUUCAAUGAACGUUGCCCCAUGCCUCUUUCCACCUGUCUAUAGCAACUUUAUAAGAAACAUUAUUAUGUUGAAAAUCCCAAAUUAUUUGCAUAGUAAACUUAUACACAGCUCUGACACACACACUUACCCCACCAGACAUGCCACCAGGGGUCUUUUCACAGUCCUCAAAUCCAGAACAAAUUCAAGAGAGCGUACUGUAUUAUAUAGAGACAUUUUUGCAUGGAACUCCGUUCGAUCUCAUAUUGCUCAAAUAAACAGCAAACCUGGUUUCAAAAAACAGAUAAAGCAACACCUCACGGCACAAUGCCUCUCCCCUGUUUGACCUAGAUAGUUUGUGUGUAUGUAUUGAUAUGUAGACUACGUGUGCCUUUUUUUUAAAAUGUAUGUAGUUCUGUCCUUGAACUGUUCUUGUCUAUUAAUGUUCUGUAUUAUGUCAUGCUUCAUGUUUUGUGUGGACCCCAGGAAGAGUAGCUGCUGCUUUUGCAAGAGCUAAUGGGGAUCCUAAUAAAAUACCAAAUACCAAAAUACCACACCAUGAGCGUAAAUUAUACAAUCUUUCAGAUCGGCAACAAGACUGUCCACAUACAGUGGGGAAAACAAGUAUUUGAUACACUGCCGAUUUUGCAGGUUUUCCUACUUACAAAGCAUGUAGAGGUCUGUAAUUUUUAUCAUAGGUACACUUCAACUGUGAGAGACGGAAUCUAAAACAAAAAUCCAGACUGCACCUGUUUGAACUCGUUACCUGUAUAAAAGACACCUGUCCACACACUCAAUCAAACAUACUCCAACCUCUCCACAAUGGCCAAGACCAGAGAGCUGUGUAAGGACAUCAGGGAUAAAAUUGUAGACCUGCACAAGGCUGGGAUGGGCUACAGGACAAUAGGCAAGCAGCUUGGUGAGAAGGCAACAACUGUUGGCGCAAUUAUUAGAAAAUGGAAGAAGUUCAAGAUGACGGUCAAUCACCCUCGGUCUGGGGCUCCAUGCAAGAUCUCACCUCGCGGGGCAUCAAUGAUCAUGAGGAAGGUGAAGGAUCAGCCCAGAACUACACUGCAGGACCUGGUCAAUGACCUGAAGAGAGCUGGGACCACAGUCUCAAAGAAAACCAUUAGUAACACACUACGCCGUCAUGGAUUAAAAUCCUGCAGCGCACGCAAGGUCCCCAUGCUCAAGCCAGCACAUGUCCAGGCCCGUCUGAAGUUUGCCAAUGACCAUCUGGAUGAUCCAGAGGAGGAAUGGGAGAAGGUCAUGUGGUCUGAUGAGACAAAAAUUGAGCUUUUUGGUCUAAACUCCACUCGCCGUGUUUGGAGGAAGAAGAAGGAUGAGUACAACCCCAAGAACACCAUCCCAACCGUGAAGCAUGGAGGUGGAAACAUCAUUAUUUGGGGAUGCUUUUCUGCAAAGGGGACAGGACGACUGCACCGUAUUGAGGGGAGGAUGGAUGGGGCCAUGUAUCGCGAGAUCUUGGCCAACAACCUCCUUCCCUCAGUAAGAGCAUUGAAGAUGGGUCGUGGCUGGGUCUUCCAGCAUGACAACGACCCGAAACACACAGCCAGGGCAACUAAGGAGUGGCUCCGUAAGAAGCAUCUCAAGGUCCUGGAGUGGCCUAGCCAGUCUCCAGACCUGAACCCAAUAGAAAAUCUUUGGAGGGAGCUGAAAGUCGAUCUUGCCCAGCGACAGCCCCGAAACCUGAAGGAUCUGGAGAAGGUCUGUAUGGAGGAGUGGGCCAAAAUCCCUGCUGCAGUGUGUGCAAACCUGGUCAAGACCUACAGGAAACGUAUGAUCUCUGUAAUUGCAAACAAAGGUUUCUGUACCAAAUAUUAAGUUCUGCUUUUCUGAUGUAUCAAAUACUUAUGUCAUGCAAUAAAAUGCAAAUUAAUUACUUAAAAAUCAUACAAUGUGAUUUUCUGGAUUUUUGUUUUAGAUUCCGUCUCUCACAGUUGAAGUGUACCUAUGAUAAAAAUUACAGACCUCUACAUGCUUUGUCAGUAGGAAAACCUGCAAAAUCGGCAGUGUAUCAAAUACUUGUUCUCCCCACUGUAUACAUACCGUAUACAUAGGAUCAGUGUAUAGAGACCUGAGACCCGUCCCCUUGUAGAACCAUCCGGUGGUAAAUAACAAGAGAAAAUAUAUAACGAAAGAAUAUUGCGACACAGUGUUCAAAUCAAUGUUCACUCUAUAUUGUUCAAAUCAUUUGUUCCUAACAAAAAAAGUCCAACGCCACCUGAAGCUUUAUGGGCUCUUAUGUGAACGUUUCGGUUGUGUCCAAACCAAGAAUAACCAUCCAAGUCAAUAGUGGAGUCGCUUCCUCAUCCUCCCAUUCCCCGAAAUAUAGAAAUCUCUCCCAGCCGGGAUCUCUCGUAGGACUGUUCUGAAGUGGAGUUGGAUGAUUCGAUCUUUGUGGGACUUGGCCGAUCUGAUGAACACCCUCUUGAAUUUUUGGCUGCUCUUCAGAUGUUGCUUCAGCCGGAGGACAUCCACUUUAUCUUUCACCCCCCGGAAUGCGACCUUCACGACUCCUGGUCCCUGGCCUCUCUCUCUCUCUCUCUCUCUCGCUCUCGCUCUCUCUCUCGCUCUCGCUCUCGCUCUCGCUCUCGCUCUCGCUCUCUCGCUCUCUCUCUCUUUCUUUCUCGCUCUGAUCUGAUCUGCUCUGCUUGACUUGUUCUUCAUUACAAUAUGAAAUGUUCAGAAGAUGGGAUCGGUCACUCUCCUCCUCCCCUCCCCUCCUCUCCUCUCUUCCCCUCAUCCUCAGCUUCACAAGGGAACAUGUCCCAGUUUCCUACUGGAGCUUUUUAAUGGGGGGAAAGUUAAGCUACCAUAAAGUGCCUCCACUAAUUCAUUUGCAACGACUGAGGUUGGAUGUGUCCCAAAUGGCACCCUAUUCCCUAAACCUUUGGCCAAGUAGUGCACUAUGUAGGGAAUAGGGUGCCAUUUGGGACCGAGCCAGAGUAACACUCUAGCACUGCAUCUGUUACUGCUUCCUAGGAAAGUCAGUGUUAUCUCAUGUUAAUGUGAAAGCUAGAGCCCUCACAGCAUACCUUUCCUCUGAUUCACCUGUUAACUACACCUGGCUCGGUUCAUACCUAUCCUCUGAUUCACCUGUUAACUACACCUGGCUGGGUUCAUACCUAUCCUCUGAUUCACCUGUUAACUACACCUGGCUGGGUUCGUACCUAUCCUCUGAUUCACCUGUUAACUACACCUGGCUGGGUUCGUACCUAUCCUCUGAUUCACCUGUUAACUACACCUGGCUGGGUUCAUACCUAUCCUCUGAUUCACCUGUUAACUACACCUGGCUGGGUUCAUACCUAUCCUCUGAUUCACCUGUUAACUACACCUGGCUGGGUUCAUACCUAUCCUCUGAUUCACCUGUUAACUACACCUGGCUGGGUUCAUACCUAUCCUCUGAUUCACCUGUUAACUACACCUGGCUGGGUUCGUACCUAUCCUCUAAUUCACCUGUUAACUACACCUGGCUGGGUUCUCAUGUCCGUCAUGUCAGCUGGGAAUAGGGUGCCAGUUGGGAUGCAGCCUGAGCGGUCAGGUUCAUUCUCUCUCUCUAUGUCCUGUGUAGGAGACUCUGAAGGAAGCUGCGGGGACCCUGGUACACCCGUCCAUGCAAGCAGAGAGGCCAGCAGCUUCCAUCUGCGUAGUAAGGUGCGCUUCACCUGCACUGUGGGCCACACACUAUACGGCUCAGCUGAGAGGAUCUGCUUUCCCAACGGAACCUGGUCUGGGAGACAGCCCUUCUGCAAACGUGAGGCUUAGUGGUAGAUAGGACAGUGAUGUGAAUACUAAAUGUUUAGAGGCAAGCACAUGGAGAUUGAAUGGAUGGUUUACAGUAUGCAUGCACAACGGCACAUGCAGGAGCACACGCAGGAGCACACACAGGAGCACACACAGGAGCACACAAACACAACAGGAGCACACAAACACAACAGGAGCACACACAGGAGCACACACAGGAGCAAGCACACACAACAGGAGCACACACAGGAGCACACACACACAACAGGAGCAAACACAGGAGCACACACACACAACAGGAGCACACACAGGAUCACACACAGGAGCAAACACACACAACAGGAGCACACACAGGAGCACACACACAAUGAAUAUGCAAUUAGCUGUAAAUGGUUUACAUUAUGCAUGCACAACGGCACAUGCAGGAGCACACACAGGAGCACGCACACUCAACAGGAGCACACACAGGAAAACACACAUACAACAGGAGCACAUGCAGGAGCACACACAGGAGCACACACACACAGACACACAACAGGAGCACACACAGGAGCACACACACACAACAGGAGCACACACAGGAGCACAUACACACACAACAGGAGCACACAGGAGCACACACAGAAGCACAUACACACAACAGGAGCACACACACACAACAGGAGCACACACAGGAGCACACACGCAAUUAGCUGUAAAUUAGUAUAUUUCACUAGCACAUUGUCCUUAGAAAAAGACAGUGCUCAAAACCAACCGAACAAUAUUUCUUUGCUUCCAGAAUCCUGGUAAAACCCUUUAUUUUUCAGCCUCAAGCCAACUUCUACUUCUGACGUGAUUAAUUACAUUUUAAACAUUGGAUCACAGGCCACUUCUCUGCUGCAGUGCAUAAAUUGCCUCAGGGUUUGACCGGAAAUGGCAGAGAAUCUCUGACAGGCUUCCGUUUCUCCUUGAUGGUUAUUAACUCUCCCAGCCUCAGCCUGACAGACACAAUGUCCAUGGCUGGGUCUCAAAUAGCACCCUAUUGUCUGUUUAAUGCACUUUGAACUACAUUUCAUCAAAAGUAGUGAACUAUAUAGAGAAUACGGUGGCAGUUGAGACAUGCAAAAUGUCCUUUUUAAUGACAGGCUACUGAACUCCCCGCUCACCACUCUAGCCUUGAUGUGGCUUGCAGCUGAACUGAUUUAUAGAUGGUUAGCUAUCCUCUAUCCUGACAGGCUGGAUCCUCUCAAUGACUGAACUGAUUUAUAGAUGGUUAGCUAUCCUCUAUCCUGACAGGCUGGAUCCUCUCAUUGACUGAACUGUGUUGUUUCUGCUUCAGCUUUGAUCCAAGAGCUUGACUGGUAUUUAACGGGAGCAAUGUGAGCAUAUCAUCCCGGUGCUUUCUAGUUUACUGAAACAGUGGGGAUAUUUACCACAGAUUUAACAUAUUGUCUGUCCUAAAUGACACACUUUCCCAAUAUAGUGAACUUCUUUUGACCAGGGUCCAUAGCACAGAACGUGCUGAAUAAGUUGCAUCCCAAUGGCACCAUAUUUGAUAAGUCAAUAGGGCUCUGGUCAAAAGUAGUGCACUACUAUAUAACAUAUUCAGAGCACAUUCAAUCCCUUCAGUGGCCUCGUCAUGUCAGGAAGUGAUUGAGGGGGAAACCUCUCCUUCCUUCCUACCAGCUCCAUCCUACAGCCUAGCUGCCUGCCUCAGAAAUCAUUUGACAAUUUUCCAGACAAUAAAGUGAUUGAGAGGGAAAAUCAUUUUGGUAAUGAAAUAUAAUGAAGUGCUAGGAGGAGAGAAACACUGAUAAACAGAACAGAAUCCUCUCUUAGUUUCCUACUACCGAACAUUACAUUAAUAAUCAUCUGGGUUGGAUGAGUCACAUUUUAUGUUUUAGAAAGACAUUAGAAUUAGUGUUUAGCAAUUAGUGUUCUUGACCCCCCUUAACUCUGUCUCUCCCUCUCUCUCUCUCUCUCUCUCUCUCUCUGUCUCUCCUUCACUCCAGCGGUGCACUGUGGUAACCCGGGGUCCCCUGCUCACGGCCGUAUUUUCCGGGUCGACGGUACGACCUUCACCCACUCUGUAGUCUACUCCUGUAUGGAUGGAUACCUCCUCUCCGGCAUGCCCACCAGACACUGUCUGGCCAACGGCACCUGGUCCGGCACCGCUCCUAACUGCACCAGUAAGUACUACUGCUACCUGGUCCGGCACCGCUCCUAA